AUGGCUUCAUCGUUCGAUUACGAUUCAUAUAUAAAACGAUGCGUAUUUGCAUGGGUAUCUGUUGGUCUUAUAUGGAAAAAUAUAACUUUUUUUCUUAUAUUAGUGAUGUUUCGUUUACAAGACAAGCAAACAAUUCGUGUAGCAGAUGAACAAAUAAUUCAACGACAAACUGGAGCGGUUAAUCAGACAAUACCAAGUAAGACUCAACAAUUGAAUCAUGUCAUUAAACAUAAACAUUCAGCUAUUAAAAAACGAAUUACAAAAUUAUUAGAAUAUGAAACUCAUUAUAUGGCUUAUUUCUUUAUAUUAUUUUACGUUUUCACUGAAUCACUUCAAGGUACAACAACACGACAAAUUGUCUAUGGAUGUGUUUUCGUCAUUGCUCGUUGUGUUCAUAAUGGAGGCUUACUUUUACGUUAUAGAUAUGCAAGAAUAAUCGGUAUUCUAUUCUCAAUUCUUGUAAUCGCUGCAAUAACACUCGAUCUAGCCAUUAUUCUAACAAAUGAUGUACUACAAAAACCACAAUAA
Messenger RNA from Rotaria sp. Silwood2, 528 nucleotides. Lineage: Eukaryota; Metazoa; Rotifera; Eurotatoria; Philodinida; Philodinidae. The record is from the annotation of a GenBank genome assembly.